AUGAUUGACAAAAGAAUAAAUGGUGAUAUCAAUGAAACACUUGUUUAUGAUGGUGUAUCAUUAGAUGAUAUCAAUUAUAAAUCAGUUAAAUUCUUGGUCUAUGAUAAAGAUUCGUCUGUUAAUCACUUUCUUGGUGAAUAUCGUUUUAAAUUAUCAACAAUUCAAUCUGAUCAAUAUCAGAUUUAUUCGGUUUAUUUACAAAAUAAAACUGAUUGUGAAAAUGAUGAAGAUAUAAAUGAACGUGGUAAAAUUUUAAUUAGUCUUAUGUAUUCAAAUGAAACAUCAAAUUUUCAUGUUAAAAUAAAACGUGCUUGUUAUUUAUUACCAAUUGAUACUGAUCGUAAAUCAAAUCCUUAUUGUCAAUUAUGUUUAUUUUCAUUUGAUCAUGUAUCGAACAAAUUAAAUUUUAAAACAGAUAUUAAAAACCAAACUUUGAAUCCACAAUUUAAUCAAGAAUUUAUUUAUAAAAAUAUUCAAUUAAAAAAGUUAAUUAAAAAAACAUUGCAAAUAACUGUUUAUGAUAAAGAUUUUGGAAAAAAAGACAAUUUUAUUGGUAACUAG
Molecule: messenger RNA, 561 nt
Organism: Rotaria sordida
Lineage: Eukaryota; Metazoa; Rotifera; Eurotatoria; Philodinida; Philodinidae
Source: the annotation of a GenBank genome assembly